AAUUGGAUAAUGGAUGAAGAGGAAAGGAGAUAGGGUCAGCUCUCAAAUCAUGGUUUCAACAUUUUUGUGAUUUUGUCUCUUCAUUCACAGAGUAAUUAAGGCAAUUGGCAGGUGAAUUCUCGCAUCAUCAUUAGUCUCCAUCGUCGGAUAUAAAUUUUUUUGUUUUCUAAACAUUCCAGCAAGUCUCCAUGCAGACCUUGAUCGGUUUAUGACUAGUCUUCAUUCAUCUUUUUUAUAUUUAUUUAUUUAUUUGCAUCGGUAAUUUUAUUUCUAAUGUCAAUUUUUUGUUAUCUAAAAAAAGGCCCAGUCCAGUCCAAUGACAAGACCAGUAACGAAGAAAUAAGCCUAACCUAAAAACCUUUGCCUUUCAUACAAUGACAAACCCAAUUAUCUUUGGGCCCCCAAUUAGGCGACACUCCUUCCUCCCUAAGGCUGAAAUACUCUCCUCCCUAGCCGAAAAAAUCCAUUUCCCUCUCCUUCCGUCUCUGCUUUUCUUUUCCUUCAAGGCUCCUCUCACAUCGAUUCUGGUCGGAUCCCAAUCCCUCUAAAUCCAUCUGAUAUGCCUUUGUCUCUGAUAUGUAUCACGCUCUGGGCGCGCCCCGCCUAAUAUACCGUGCCCGCAUCUCAAGGCUCGUUAAAACCGGCCUCAUCGACCAAGCCAUCAACCUGUUCGACCAAAUGACCCAAUCAGAUUGCCGUGUCUUUGGCAUUGAUUAUAACCGCUUCAUUGGCGUUCUCCUGCGAAAUUCCCGCUUCGACUUAGCUGAACACUACUACUUCCAAAUGUUCCCUCAGGGUUUCUCUCUAACUCCGUUCACUUACUCUCGCUUUAUCUCCGCUUUGUGCUCUGUCAAAAACUUUAAUCUUAUCGAGCUUCUGUUACAUGACAUGGAUAAAUUGAAUUAUGUUCCUGAUAUUUGGGCCUUUAAUAUUUACUUGAAUCUUUUGUGUAAAGAGAAAAAGACAGAGUUAGCUUUAGAGGUUUUUCAUAGCAUGGUUAAGAAAGGGAGAGACCCAGAUGUCGUAACAUAUACAAUAAUGAUUGAUGGAAUGUGUAAAGCCGGGAAGUUUGGUAAUGCUGUCGGUUUUUGGAAGGAAAUGGUAGGGAAAGGUUUUCGUCCUGAUAAUAAAGCCUGUUGUGCGCUUGUUGUUGGGUUGUGUGAAGGUCGGAAGGUUGAUUUAGCGUAUGAGCUUGUUGUUGAGGUAAUUAAGGGUGGAAAUAUCAAGUUUAGUACGUUGCUCUAUAAUGCGCUGAUUAGUGGGUUUUGUAGAAUUAGGAGGAUCGAUAAGGCACAGGCAAUAAUUUUUAUGAUGAAAAAUGGGUGUGAGCCGGAUUUGGCUACAUAUAAUGUAUUGUUGAAUUAUUGUUGUAAUGAGCUUAUGUUAGAGGAGGCGGAGAAGUUGGUGAAGAAAAUGGAGAGGAGUGGGAUAGGACCUGAUGUGUAUAGCUAUAACCAGAUGAUUAGGGGGCUUUGUAACGCUAAUAGGCCAGAUAAAGCAUAUUUGUUGAUGGUGAACAAGAUGGAGGCGAAUGGGUUGAUUGAUGCUGUUUCUUAUAAUACCAUUAUCAAAGCAUUUUGCAAGGGUGGUCUUAUUGGAAAGGCUUACAAGCUGUUUGAGGAAAUGGGUAGGAAGGGGAUCGCACCUGAUGUGGUGACAUUCACAACUCUUAUAACAGCUUUUCUGAAUGAAGGUGAUUCUGAGAUAGCAAAAGCACUUCUUGAUCGGAUGUCAGGGAUGGGUCUGUUGCCUGAUCGUAUUUUCUAUACUACAAUUAUUGACCACCUGUGCAAGAGAGGGAAAGUUGAAAUGGCUUGUAGUAUUUUUGAUAACAUGAUAAUGCAGGGAGUUAACCCUGAUGUCAUUUCAUACAAUGCCCUCAUAAACGGGUUUUGCAAGUCUAAUAGAGCAAUUGAAGCCAUACGUCUAUAUGAGGAAAUGCAGACUAGAGGAUUCUCUCCAGAUGAGAUAACUUUUAAAUUGAUAAUUGGAGGGCUAAUACGGGAAAAGAAGCUCUCUAAGGCUUGCAAAGUAUGGGAUCAGAUGAUGGAGAAGGGUUUUACUCUUGAUGGAGCUGUUUCUGAGACACUGAUCAAUGCUAUCCAUUCAAUAGACUCUGCAUGAAUAUGGUGAACUAUUUAGCAUUUGUGUUGAGUAGCCGUAUGGGUGGAUUGUGUGGUUAAAACUCUCCUAUUGGUCCUCUGUUCAAUUUUUGCUACUGUUUGGCCUUUCCUGCAGACUCUCACAAAAAUAAAUCUCAGGUGAAACUCUACUAUGCUAUCCUUGAAAUUGCAUUGGAUGCUUCCAAAAGCUGUGAGGUCAAAAUUUUAUGUUACAUCUCUCCUAAGUUUAUAAAUACUUUCUUUGCAUGAUUUAGAUAUUUAUUUGACAUAUUUAUACUCCCCUUUCCCCCUUUUCCCAUAUUCUUAGCUCCUGUUGAAACUUGUGUUGGAACCUGUGUCUCACUGGCCAAUUUACACAUCAACCAUUUGUUGCUUGUUUUGUGCCAAUGGAUAAGUGGAGCAGGCUUCAUGUUGUAUUGUCUCAAAGAGGAUAGUAUAAUAAAGGAACUGACUAGAUAUUUCAGUCAGAUGCUGUCUGACAACCCACAAGUUUUUUAAGAGAAUUGUGACAAUUCAUGGAUCAAAGUUGCGUCUUCAAUGCACUAAACAUGUCGGAAAGGUUGUUCACUUGCAACAUUUCCCACUGUUUUCAGCCAGUUGAGGGACUUUGAAGUUUUAGGACCAACUGCAGAUUAUGACACCAUGUUAUUUAUUUCAAGAGCACUGGGCUCCGAUUGAGCUAGAAAAAAGUUGAUUUAUUGUGCUAUUUCUAUCAUCUAAAUUGGACAUUGUAUAUCCUUGUAUAUCACUCUGCUGAGCUUCACAAGUAAAUGAAUGCUUGAUAUUAAUUAAUUAUGCUUUUCAUAUUGAAAAAACAGAAAGAAAAAAAUGCAGAUGCUUUGAAAAGACAAAAAAAGGUGAGAAUUUAGAAGCCAGGAUAGAGGGAUCCAUGAAGGAAUGAGCUGCUAGGCGCUAGAGAUGGAAGUGCAAAUUGAUGGUCAAUAUUAAUCAAAGUCUCGAGUUUUAACUACGAGUUUUUGAAAGAACUGUGAAACUUAGAAAUUUAAAAAAAAAAAAAAAAAUCCACAGUUAGCACGUUUAUAGUUCGUAAAUUAUAGCUUUUUUUUCUUUUCUUCUUUGGGAUGAAUUAGAAAUUGAAAGAUUUAGCAGGUUGUUUUUAGGUUCCAAUAAUGGAGCUGUCGCCAUGAA
Durio zibethinus is the source of this 3272-nucleotide messenger RNA. NCBI's taxonomy places the organism in Eukaryota, Viridiplantae, Streptophyta, Magnoliopsida, Malvales, Malvaceae. The record is from RefSeq and is a predicted model, not a curated record.